This is a messenger RNA of Fimicolochytrium jonesii, 264 nucleotides long. RefSeq lists its product as uncharacterized. The annotation marks the transcript as partial. The record is from RefSeq and is a predicted model, not a curated record. The transcript has a single exon. NCBI's taxonomy places the organism in Eukaryota, Fungi, Chytridiomycota, Chytridiomycetes, Spizellomycetales, Powellomycetaceae.
GAAGAGGACGAUAUGCUUUGCUGUCAUCAAUGUGGAACUUGGGGUCAUUUAGCCUGUGCUGGCUUCAAGUCCUUGACCGACAGACGACUCCCGACAACCUAUGUGUGUUUUGCAUGCCUGAAUGACAACUGUGUUGCAAACGGCUCGAAACCCAAAUUCAACCUCGAGUUUGUUGCGGAAGUAGCGUUGUUCCGACGGGGCAUCGCCAUCGCGUGGAAGGACGGCAUCAAAUCGAUGACGGAUUUCGCCACGGAUAUGGGUUAG